Messenger RNA from Setaria italica (foxtail millet), 2468 nucleotides. RefSeq names its product G-type lectin S-receptor-like serine/threonine-protein kinase At2g19130. Gene Ontology annotation, biological process: recognition of pollen; protein phosphorylation. Bases 75 to 2468 code for a protein of 797 amino acids. Gene Ontology annotation, molecular function: ATP binding; protein serine/threonine kinase activity. The transcript has a single exon. Lineage: Eukaryota; Viridiplantae; Streptophyta; Magnoliopsida; Poales; Poaceae. The record is from RefSeq and is a predicted model, not a curated record.
CCGCGUAACCACUUCCAGAUGACCAAAGGCGCGGUGGACACUCCAGAAAGGCAGAAAACCAUAGUCAUUUCGCCAUGUCUCCCGGCGCUUGCACUCUCUUUCCACUCUUCUCCAUUCUGAUCAUCAUCACCUCCACGUGCACUGCAACAAGGGACACCAUCUCCUCCGGCCACCCACUCGCCGGCCACGACAAGCUCGUCUCCGAGAACGGCAAGUUUGCGCUGGGAUUCUUCGACACUACCGGUAACACUACAGCCCCGAGAUGGUACCUGGGAAUAUGGUUCAACACUGUCUCAAAGCUGACCCCGGUAUGGGUGGCCAACCGAGAGAGCCCACUGGCCGGGUGCGCCUCGUCGGAGCUCAUGAUCUCCGGGGACGGCAACCUUGUGAUCCUCAACCGGAGUGACCGAUCCAUACUCUGGUCAAGCCGUGUGAACACCCCAACCAAGAAGACUAUUGCCGUGCUACUGAACAGUGGGAACCUGGCCCUCUCCGACGCGGCGAACUCGUCCAUCGUCUUCUGGGAGAGCUUCAGCCACAUGACGGACACCUUCCUCCCCGGCGCCAAGCUCGGCUGGAGCAAGGUGACCGGGCUCACCCACCGUUUCAUGUCCAACAGGAACACCCUUGAUCUAUCUCAUGGCGUCUACUCUGCAGGACCAUUGGCUAACACCACCAAUCGUGGGUUCUUCCUUGUAUGGAACUAUUCUGAAGAGUAUUGGUCAACAGGGCCAUGGAACGGGCACUACUUCCGCUUCAGCAACAUGCCGGAGGUGCUCCCUGCCGAUCUUUUCACUGUCGAAUUUGUCAGCAAUGACCAGGAAGAGUAUUUCACAUAUCGGUUGAAGGAUGAUUCAACGAUCACAAGGUACGUGCUUGAUACUUCUGGGCAAGCGAAGCACAUGAUUUGGAAUAAGGUUUGGAGCAAUUGGUUGGUCUUUAACGUGCAACCAGCAGCUCAAUGCGAUGUGUAUGCUGUCUGUGGGCCAUUUACAAUCUGCAUAGAUGAUGUGCUCCCGUUCUGUAACUGUAUGGAUGGUUUCUCCAUCAUGUCACCUCAGGACUGGGAGCUGGGAGAUCGAACCGGUGGAUGCAAAAGAAACGUUCCUUUGAAUUGUGGCAGCUACCAAAGCAUAAAUGGCUUGAAGGAUAGGUUCUAUGCAUUGAGUGAUAUCAGGUUCCCUCGUAAUAGUGCUAAUCUUGUAGAAGUUGGAAGUAAAAAUGAAUGUGCACUAGCUUGCCUUAGUGACUGUUCAUGCUUUGCAUAUUCCUUCUAUGAGGGAUGCAGUGUCUGGAAUUCUGAAUUGCUUAACAUUGCACGGAGGAAUAAUGGAAGUGCUAGCGGAAGAACUAUUUACAUUCGGAUUGCUGGCCAAGAGUCGGACGGUUUACAAGACAAGAGAGGACUGGUAAUUGGGUUCGUAACUGCUGCAACCAUUUUGACUAUUUUGUCUUUGCUUGUCAUUGUUUCCCUCUCUAUCAGGAGAAAGAGAAGGCGCUGUUUAGCUGUCAGUCCAAGGAGCAUCGGUGGUGGAAUAGUUGCUUUUAGAUACAAGUACUUGCUGAAAGCAACCAAAAAGUUUUCAGAAAAACUAGGAGGUGGUAGUUUUGGUUCUGUGUUUAAGGGUGUUUUACCUGACUCAACAGUUAUCGCGGUUAAAAGGCUUGAUGGUGCUCGUCAAGGAGAGAAGGAAUUCAGGGCUGAAGUGCGCUCAAUAGGAAUGAUCCAACAUAUUAACUUGGUCAGGUUAAUUGGAUUCUGCUGUGAAGGUGGUAAAAGAUUGCUUGUCUAUGAGUACAUGCCAAAUCGUUCUCUUGACGCCCAUCUGUUUCAGAAUAAGGGCCCAUCAUUGAGUUGGAGUACUCGGUUCAAAAUAGCACUUGGUGUUGCUAGAGGGUUGGCAUACUUGCAUGAGAAAUGCCUAGACUGCAUCAUACAUUGCGACAUUAAGCCACAAAAUAUUCUUCUGGACGAGUCAUUUGUUCCUAAAAUUUCUGACUUUGGAAUGGCAAAAUUUGUGGCAAGAGAUUAUAGCCAAGUCUUAACUACGAUAAGAGGAACUAUAGGAUAUCUGGCUCCUGAAUGGAUCACCGGAGUGGCUAUAUCAUCCAAAAUAGAUGUUUACAGCUAUGGAAUGGUUCUGUUAGAAAUAUUAUUUGCGAGGAGAAAUUUUAGAGAUGAAUAUACCAGUGAUACUGCCACCUAUUUCCCAAUGCAAGUGCUGACUAAGCUCCGUGAAGGUAAUGUGCAGAGUCUGGUGGAUCACAGCCCACAAAGUGUUAUCAAUUUAGAAGAGUUGGAAAGAGCUUGCCGAGUUGCUUGUUGGUGUAUUCAAGAUGAUGAAUCCAAAAGACCAACGAUGGGACAAGUAGUCCAAAUUCUUGAGGGUCUGAUUGAAGUAGACGUGCCUCCCAUGCCAAAGAUACUUCAAGCAAUUUCAGUAGAUAUAAAUUCGACCAGCAAAUAG